UCUGAUGACGUAGCAGCUCCGUGAGUGAACCAAUCAUCUUGUCCAGUGGGAGUGGAGGCGAACCAGGCUCGCAGGACUGCACAUGAACUAAUGUAGCCUGAUCAAACAUCGACCACAAACUCAGUCCUCCAGUGAUAUCCUCAGGUCCUUUGAGGGUAAGGUCAAAUAAUCAUGGCUGCUACCUCCCAGGUGUUCAGGGUCAUCCAUGGCAGGAGGUUUGGUCGGAUCCUGGUGCCAGCCAUGACAUGCCAAAACUGCAGCCAGUCUCCUCGUCCAUGCAUCAAUGCAACUCAGCCGCACAGCUUUGAACAAAGUUGGCGGCACCAUGUGCGCGGAUACAGGACCUCACCUGCUUGGCACACCUACUACUUGACCCCACCUCAGGUUAACAGCAUUCUUAAAGCUAAUGAGUACAGCUUCAAAGUUCCUGAGUUUGAUGGCAAGAACCUCAGUUCGGUCAUGGGCUUUGACAGCAACCAACUACCAGCAAAUGCACCCAUUGAGGAUCGCCGAAGUGCAGCAACGUGCUUGCAGACCCGUGGCAUGCUUUAUGGUGUAUUUGAUGGCCACGCAGGCUGCGCUUGUGCUCAGGCACUCAGCGAGCGGCUCUUCUAUUACAUUGCCGUUUCAUUACUGCCACACGAGACGUUGAUUGAUCUGGAGAACGCGGUGGAGAGCGGACGACCUCUUCACCCGAUUUUGCAGUGGCACAAGCAUCCCAACGACUACUUCAGCAAAGAAGCUUCACGCCUCUACUUCUCCAGCUUGCGCACAUACUGGCAGGAACUUCUGGACCUGAGCGUUCCUGGGGAGCAACCGGAUGUUGCUGAAGCUUUUGUGAGUGCUUUUAAAAGGUUGGACAAUGACAUAUCCCUUGAAGCACAGGUUGGUGACCCAAAUGCAUUCUUGCACUACUGGGUGCUUCGUGUUGCAUUCUCAGGCGCUACUGCAUGCGUUGCACACAUUGAUGGUAAUGAGCUGCAUGUUGCCAACACUGGAGAUGGCCGUGCAGUCCUGGGUGUACAAGAACCCGAUGGCUCAUUUUCUGCCCUCACACUCAGCAAUGACCACAAUGCGCAGAAUGAAUCUGAGAUGAAGCGUGUGCGGUCCGAGCACCCGCUUUCUGAGUCCAAGACUGUGGUGAAGCAGGAUCGACUGUUGGGGUUACUCAUGCCGUUUCGUGCCUUUGGAGAUGUUAAAUUCAAGUGGAGCAUCGAGCUGCAGCGGCGUGUUCUUGAGUCUGGACCAGACCAGCUCCAUGAGAAUGAGCACGCCAAGUUUAUCCCACCCAACUACCACACACCACCGUACCUUACAGCGGAACCAGAGGUGAUGCGACACCGUCUUCGUCCACAGGAUCGUUUCCUGGUGCUGGGUUCGGACGGGCUGUGGGAAACACUACACAGGCAGGAGGUGGUGAGGAUUGUGGGUGAACAUCUCACCGGAGUGCACCAGGAGCAGCCGGUCAGUGUUGGCGGCUAUAAGGUGACCUUGGGUCAGAUGCAGGGAUUGUUGCAGGAGAGGAAGGCUCGCAUCUCCUCCACCUUCGAGGACCAGAAUGCGGCUACACAUCUGAUUCGGCACGCGGUUGGGAGUAAUGAGUUUGGAAUGGUAGACCAUGAGAGGUUGUCGAAGACAUUAAGCUUGCCAGAGGAAUUAGCCCGCAUGUAUAGGGAUGAUAUCACAAUCAUUAUAGUGCAGUUUAACCCACACGUCAUUGGUGGACAGUAGAAGCGGACAGACUCCUUCUUCCACAUGCUCUGUUACAUACAUCAUCAAUUUUAAUCUUACGCACAAUCUCAUCACUGCAUUAUCAGUAAUAUCAGCACAGCAAAAUGUUACCUAUACCAGUGGAAUGUAUUACUAUGAGUGUAUUUUUAUGUUCAUUUUUAUUUUCACAUAUUCAUGGCAGCUGCUUUUGAAAGGAAUCGUAAUAUUCAGUAGGUGAGCAGUGUUGAUUCCUAGCGUAAUAUGCGGAAUGAAGCCAAACGGAAAAAAAAUUAUGAUGAGCUUACCGCAGACCUACUAUCACAAUUAAACCCUCAAAAUGUAACACAAAAGCAUAUAUCAAGAUGGGAAAUUUAGUAAUGUAGGAUUAGCAGAUUUUACAGAGAUUUUAUAUAGUGCUUGUAUUCUGCCGGAAUUUGCUUUUAUGUUGUAUGCUUUUAAUUUUUGAAUGAAUGAAAAAGGAAAGUGAAACAAAGGUCAUUUAAAAUGGUGAGUGAGGAAGAAUGAGAAUAGGAAGCAAUAUAGGUCCAGAUAUGUUCUUUUAAGUUAGUGCUCUGUAACUGAGAGGUGUAAAUGAGAAGUUACCUUAAAGGAACAAUUUAAAAAAUUUAAAUUCUGUCAUUUACUCACCCUCGUGUAAUUCCAAACCUAUAUGACUUUCUUUGUUCAAAAGCAAGAUAUUUUGAAAUAUGUCUCAGUGACUGAAAGUCAGUGGGGUCCAGUCUUAUUUUGGACCCCACUGACUUGCUUUAUAUGGACAAAAACAGUUGCUCAUAAUGACUUUUUUUUUUGUGUCCUACAGGUUUAGAAUGACAUGAGGGUAAGUAAAUUAUGACAGAAUUUUCAUUUUUGAAUUCACUCUUCCUUUAAUGUUUUAUUUAGGUUCUAAUGAACCAAAUUAGCUUCUAAUGCCAUUAGCCAGCAACAUGAAAGCAGCAGUGAGGUGUGUUGUUUCAUUUUCUUGUAAAAUAUUUUAUUUUAGUAUCAUCUUUAUUUGACUGUUGUUCUUUUUGAACAGCAUGCCUUCAGUAGAUACAGUUUUCCAUGAAGCGUGUCUUGGAGUUCAAGUGUCAUCAAAACAUGGUUUGCUCAACCAAAUUAUUUUCUUAUUACUGUUAAAGUCCUGAUAAAUUGAUCUGCUUUAUUUUUUUGCCUGUACAUGGAGUCAGAAGUUGGGCAUUUGAUGUUUUUUUUUUUUUUUUUUUUUUUUUUGAUGGUUACUUUCAUAUCUUUCUUUCUUCAGUCCCUUCUGACAGUGAUCUUAUAUUUAUAAUGCUGCUGGCCAUUGCUGAAUUCCCUGUUUGGUUUCCUGAUGUGUGCUGCUUUUCUCUGAAAGGUGAAGGAGAAGUAUUUAAGGAAAUAGAGGUUAAUGACAAAACAAACCAGAUAUAAGAUGCCAACAGACCUGUAUGAUUACACUACAGUGGAGAAAUGUGAAGCUGAAGCAUUUGCUUUGUAGAUUGUGUUGCCAAAGUAAUUUAUUUGGUUUCUAAGUAUUUUUUUCAGGUGUGUCAAAAUUUUUCAAGUGAUUACCGGCCACAGGGUGGAGAUUAGAACUUGAGUUCAAUGUCAUUUUUUUGGCCUGAGGGUUAUUGGACAAGGUUAAAACCAUAACUCUGUGAUUGUACUUUCUUACACGUUUUCAGUAUGUUCUCAGCUCUUGCACAAGAACACAGCUGAUUACCACAUGAAGUGUUUCGAAUGAUAGUCAAUCAGCAAAAGUUAUACUGUAAUAAAGUUAUAGGCUUGCUAAAGUGUAAAUACAGACUGCUUUAUAUUGGAAAAACAAUUGCUUAAAGGUGGGGUAAGUGAUUUCUGAUAGCCAAUGUUGAUAUUUCAAGUCACCAAAACAAACACGCCCCUACCCCAAAAGGGUCUCGUCCCUAUUUUGAUAGCGCCACCCCACACAUACGUACGCAACCCCAGCAACGAUUAUGGCAGGAUCUGAUGUGCCAGGCGGCCGAGGGUAUGAUGUCAUCAAUAAGUGAAGUGUGUUUUGGUAUUACUGUGUGUUUUAACAGCAUAUAUUCUGUGAAACAAAGCAAAACCAAUGUUACCUAUCGAGAAGAAACAAAGCAACCUUGGCAUCCAAUGGCAGGCCUUCUUUUGUUCCACAGACGUUUUCUUCUUUAAUUUUUUAUCCGCCAUCUCUAUCUUUCUGUCGUUGCUCGGCUCGGCUAAUAUCCAUCCUGUGCACUGAGCACUUUCUCCUCCACAUCAUGAGUAGACACACCCCUUACUGCUGACUGGCUACAAGUUUUUGGUACUUGGCCAGACUCAGUUUUCUAAAGCAUUUUU
This is a messenger RNA of Cyprinus carpio (common carp), 4026 nucleotides long. RefSeq names its product pyruvate dehydrogenase [acetyl-transferring]-phosphatase 1, mitochondrial-like. The record is from RefSeq and is a predicted model, not a curated record. Gene Ontology annotation, biological process: protein dephosphorylation. Lineage: Eukaryota; Metazoa; Chordata; Actinopteri; Cypriniformes; Cyprinidae. Gene Ontology annotation, molecular function: cation binding; protein serine/threonine phosphatase activity. The coding region runs from base 172 to 1731 and encodes 519 amino acids. The transcript is spliced from 2 exons.